Messenger RNA from Porites evermanni, 1779 nucleotides. The record is from the annotation of a GenBank genome assembly. Lineage: Eukaryota; Metazoa; Cnidaria; Anthozoa; Scleractinia; Poritidae.
AUGGCUGCCUUGUCGGAAACACAAGAGGUAAAUUGAUCAAGUUUCUUCGCCAUGUUUGGCUCUGUUCGGAACAAAAGGAUACUUACACACAUUAACGAUGUGUACAAGAUUCAUGGUUUCUCUAAGAAAUUGUUGAUUUAUUUAUUGCUUUUAAAAAAUCGCUCUCGAUAGUGCGUUGAUUUCAACAGUUUAAAACGCUUUCUCCAUGUUCAUUUGGAUAAUUUAUCGGCCUGUUGUCGUUUUUUUAAAUAGAAAUGCCCUAUACUAGAUCCUCAUCAUAUGCUCCAAAUUUCACUUGGGAAAAAUGUAGAUGCUUAGGAGAAUUGAGAAUUAUAGCGGUCAGGUUGAAUUGGACGAUGAAUUAUUGCCAUUAACUGAUGCCUAUUUUUUGCUCAACGUGCGUUUGAGCACAGGCAGGCGGCAGCAAGUAUCACUGUGUUGUUCCAUUAUGCAACGACGAUGGCUGUUAUAAAAACUUAAUGUUUUAUCGAUUCCCAAGCCCAGUAAGCAGGCCUGAAUUAAGAAAGCAGUGGAUUGCUAAAAUUCGCAGGGAUGAAGGAGAUUAUUUUGAGGUGAGAAUUGCAUCGUCUCCAGUAUUUGUCAAUUUUUUCGUAACCGAGUUAUAUUUUUUAAUAGGCAGAUAUGUCGCCGCCUUAGAAUAUUCACUUCUUAAUUUUCUAGAUAACAGACAGCACAAGCGUUUGUGAGGAGCACUUUUUAGAAGAGAAAAACCGACCUGGACUCGAUAAUUUGGGCCGAAAGAGACUUAAAACAGCGGCAAUACCUACCCAAUUUGCUUGGCAUCGCCCAAAGGCAAGGCAAAAGAUUGAGCGACAUAUUCAGUUACAUCCUGAGUAAGCCAACAAAUAAACUUUUCUUUCACAUACAAAGACCAUUAUUAUGUAAGAAUUUAUUAUGACUGUUAUAAUGAGUUUCAGUUUACUUAUAUUUUGUGGGCUAAGGAAAUAAACUUUAUAAAAACACCCGGACUUUGCAUGAUUAGUGAUCUUGUGAGAUAACAGGUGUCUUAUUUUUUUCUUUAAAAUGUGCUGUUAUUUCUUCCGACAUAAAAUGCUGACGUUGGAAAUCAGAAGUAUAAAAACAUAUAAUCAGGUAUUUGUCAACUUAAUCUUUCUUGUCAUUUUGCUCAAAAGGAGUGAAAGUGAGUCAGGUAGCAGUGAUUGUCAGACGGAGAAGAAGGCUAAAAGAGAAGACAUCCAUCCAGAUGAGCCCAAUGUCAAGGAGCAGCUUGAUGCAGCAAGGGCAGAGAUAAGACAUUUAAAAGCUCAAGUUGAGGCAUUAAAGCUUUAUAAAUUUAGCCUUGAAAGGUUUUCAAUGGAUAAUGAUAGUAUUAAGUUUUGUACAGGCUUUGUCAGUUACCAAUAUCUUGUAACAUUUUAUGAAAUAGUUAAGCCUAGCGCAGAAUCUAUGCAGUAUUGUUACACAAGUAGCAUGUCUUCCAACCCACCUCCUGGUGGUAGAACGAUGGUGCUUAUUGGUGAAUUAUUUCUCUUUUUAUUAAGGAUAAGAUUGGGCCUCCUCCAGCAGGAUUUGGCUCACAGGUUCAAUGUCCAUGAGUCUACUGUAAGCAGAAAAGUUAUCACUUAUGCAAAUUAUUUAUAUUUUUUCCUCGGAGCACAACCAAUAUGGCCUUCAAAAGAAGCUGUGCAAAAACACCUGCCCCAAGAAUUUAGGGUUCGUUAUCCAAAUACUCGUGUUGUGAUUGACUGCAUGGAAAUUAGAGUUCAGGUUCCAUCAUCUCUUCUGUUACAGUCGUAA